Messenger RNA from Oryza brachyantha (malo sina), 5155 nucleotides. RefSeq names its product pentatricopeptide repeat-containing protein At3g16610. The transcript has 5 exons. The record is from RefSeq and is a predicted model, not a curated record. Gene Ontology annotation, molecular function: zinc ion binding; protein binding; RNA binding. NCBI's taxonomy places the organism in Eukaryota, Viridiplantae, Streptophyta, Magnoliopsida, Poales, Poaceae. Gene Ontology annotation, biological process: RNA modification. Bases 342 to 2756 code for a protein of 804 amino acids.
CACCGCCCCCGGCUACGACCAGCCGCCCGCCGCCAUCGCCGCUUGCCUGCUCUGCCCUGCCCUUGCGCUGCGGCGUCCCGCAGACCGGUGCCCGCCUCCCCUCCUGCGCCAAGCGCCAGCCCGGCAGCCCGCCGUCCCCGUCUCCCCCUGUGACUACGGCUAGCGGCCGCCCCAGCCUCACUGUCUGCUCUGGCCGCUCAGCGCCCAGCUGCUCUGCAGCCUCUGCUCCCUUUCUCUCGGACUACCUCCGAAAAUUUCCUGGCUACGCCAUUGCGCCCGGCGCCGACGAGGAGUAGCAGACUAGCAAUCCGAAUCCGGUCUGAUCCCUCCAGUAAUGCACGAUGCGGCACCGUUCUCUUGCCGCUGCUGCCGCUUCCGCUUCCGCUUCUGGUUCAGGGACCAUAAGAAGAAAUGUUGCCUUGUUGCUGCCGCUGUUCUAUCAGCGCCACCAUCGCCGCUUCUCUUUCACCACUGUCGCAUGCUGCCUCCAUCCACCUCCAUUUGAAUCUACUGAGGACCAAGCGUCACUACAAGGGCAUAUCGCCCGCGGCGAGCUCUCCCGCGCUCGCCACCUGUUCGAUGAAAUCCCCAGCCCGGACGUUCGCGCCUACAACGACCUUAUCCGGGCUUACUCCUCCUCACUGUCCACCGCCAUCGAUGGCCUCUACCUCUACCGUCUCAUGCUCCGCCACCGCGUCGCCCCUAACAAUUACACAUUCCCCUUCGCUCUCAAGGCUUGCUCUGCGCUCGCCGACCUCCACUGCGGCCGCACCAUCCACCGCCACACCCUCCACAUGGGCCUCCAUGCUGACCUCUUCAUCUCAACCGCCCUCCUUGACAUGUACGUCAAGUGCUCUUGCUUCCCCGACGCCACCCACGUCUUCGCCACCAUGCCCACUAGGGAUCUCGUCGCCUGGAAUGCCAUGCUUGCCGGCUACGCGCACCAUGGCAUGUACCACGACGCGCUCACUCACCUUGUCACCAUGCAGGCCCAAGCUCGCCUUAGGCCCAAUGCCUCAACCCUCGUCGCGCUUCUUCCGCUCCUUGCCCAGCAGGGGGUGCUCGCCCAGGGCACCAGCGUGCAUGCCUACUGCAUUCGUGCCUGCCUCCACCUCAAGGUAACGGACAGGGUGCUCGUUGGCACCGCGCUUCUUGAUAUGUAUGCAAAGUGCGGGAGUUUGGCCUAUGCUCGCAGGGUGUUUGACGCCAUGCCCAUGAGAAACGAGGUCACUUGGAGCGCUCUUAUCGGAGGCUUCGUGUUGUGCGGCAGAAUGACCCAGGCCUUCAGUUUGUUCAAGGACAUGCUCGCCCUGGGGCUGUGCUUUCUUUCUCCGACCUCCAUUGCCAGUGCUCUUAGGGCUUGCGCCGUCCUAGACGAUCUCCGUAUGGGUGAGCAACUGCAUGCUUUGCUUGCUAAAUCUUGCGUCCACGCCGACCUGACUGCAGGGAACUCACUUCUCUCAAUGUAUGCCAAGGCUGGCUUGAUUGACCAGGCAAUAGCUUUCUUUGAUGAGCUGGCUGUCAAGGACAAUGUCUCCUACAGUGCGCUUUUAUCAGGGUAUGUGCAGAAUGGGAGGGCAGAGGAGGCGUUCCUUGUCUUUAAGAAGAUGCAGGCAUGCAAUGUAGAGCCAGAUGUUGCAACAAUGGUCUCGCUCAUCCCAGCUUGCUCACACCUGGCGGCUUUGCAGCAUGGAAGGUGUAGUCAUGGUUUUGUCAUAAUACGUGGGUUUGCAUCAGAGACCUCCAUAUGUAAUGCUUUGUUAGAUAUGUACGCAAAGUGUGGAAGGAUUGAUCUCUCUAGGCAGGUUUUCAACAUGAUGCCAUCUCGGGAUAUUGUGUCAUGGAAUACUAUGAUUGCAGGAUACGGACUCCAUGGACUUGGGAAAGAAGCCACUGCAUUGUUCUUAGAGAUGAGUAAUCAAGGUUUUGCACCAGAUGGUGUGACAUUCAUCUGCUUAAUUUCGGCUUGCAGUCAUUCUGGGCUGGUGACUGAAGGGAAGCACUGGUUUCAUGAGAUGACACAUAGGUAUGGUCUUACUCCCAGGAUGGAGCACUAUAUCUGCAUGGUUGAUCUUUUGUCAAGAGGAGGUUUCCUGAAUGAAGCCUACGAGUUUAUCCAGAGCAUGCCACUAAGAGCAGAUGUUCGUGUGUGGGCAGCCUUGCUUGGAGCUUGUCGGGUUUAUAAGAACAUUGAUUUAGGAAAGCGGGUAUCAAGGAUGAUCGAGGAGCUAGGGCCUGAGGGGACAGGCAACUUUGUUUUGCUGUCCAACAUAUACAGUGCUGCUGGGAGAUUUGAUGAGGCAGCGGAGGUUAGGAUAAUACAAAAGGUAAAGGGUUUUAAGAAGAGUCCAGGCUGCAGCUGGAUUGAGAUAAAUGGUUCUCUACAUGCAUUUGUUGGUGGAGACCAAUCUCAUCCGCAAUCACCUAAAAUAUAUCAAGAAUUGGAUAACAUUCUAGCGGGUAUUAAGAAACUGGGUUACCAUCCUGACACCAGUUUUGUUUUGCAUGAUGUUGAGGAAGAGGAAAAGGAGAAGACACUCAUCUAUCAUAGUGAAAAGCUAGCAAUAGCUUAUGGUAUCCUCAGUACUAGUGAAAAUAAGACCAUUUUUGUUACUAAGAAUCUCCGCGUUUGUGGGGACUGUCAUACUGUAAUCAAGCACAUAAGCUUAGUGAGGCGCAGGGAUAUCAUUGUAAGAGAUGCUAACAGGUUUCAUCAUUUCAAGAAUGGGCAAUGCAGCUGUGGAGAUUUUUGGUGACAGCACAAAGCUUGGUUUCGGCGAUGGAUUACAAUUCGAGCUGAUUUUAACUCUUUGAAUUUGAUGCUAUGAUUAAUUUUAGGUCUUUUCUUUGCCUCUUUAGUUGCUUGCCUUUUUCUUCAUGGUCGCCAAAGAGAAAAGUAAAUAGCCUACAAAAAUUAUUCUAACAACAUUAAAGAGCCCCUCCACCUAGAAAAGCAACAAUGGAGUCCAUUAUGAAGAGCUAAAUCACACAUAUAGAAAAGGUUAUAAACAAAUAUUUCUGUAACGCAUAGAUAUGGGAAGUAGUACUAAAAUCAACAAAAUGGUAAACCACAUCAAACAAUUGUUAUCUUUAGCAAAAGUAUUUAGCUGUCUGAAAAAGGCAAGAUAAAAUCUUCACAUCAGAUAAAAAACCGUCACCAAGACCUCCUAACCUUCCAGGUCUACUGUCAUCACCCAGUUCCUAUCAAAAAUUCUAAGUAGAUAGCAAGUUAUAUGACAAAUCAGCAUAAUUAUUACUCCAUCUGUCCCAAAAUAACUUCAUUUUUUACUAAUCACACCCCUACCAAUAUAAAAACGAAAAGACUAAAAUAUCAUCCACUUUGUCAUAUCCCAAUAUAAUCAUUAUCCAAUUUAUCUCUUCCCAAUGCAUUUAUUCCUUUUUUUCAUAAACUCCAAUGCAAUGAUUAGGGUUUAGGGAUUUUUUAGUAGCUGUACCCAUUUUUCAAGAGAGAAAUCUUAUAUUUUCUCAUGCUAUCCAGUACUUCCAGAUCGUACAAAGUCCAGCCUAAGUACAGGUGCCAUUGUUGGUAUUGUUGUGGCGACAUUUGCUGCUGCAGCAUUUCUUUCAUCCCUCAUUACUCGUUAUACUGAGAAGGCGUUCAAGAUAUUCUUCUUCAAAGAAACGCUCUGCAAAAAUAAUUCCAAUGAAGAUUGAUGGUGUAAAAGACUUCAGUUUUGAAGAACUGUCACAUGGUACAAACGACUUUAGUGACUCAGCACUAAUUGGUCAAGGAGGCUAUGGGAAAGUAUACAGAGGUAUACUCUCUGAUGGAGCAAUAGUAGCAAUAAAACGUGCACAGCAGGGAUCUCUUCAGGGUUCAAAGGAGUUCUUCACAGAGAUAGAAUUGCUUUCCAGGCUGCUUCACUGGAACCUUGUUUCAUUGCUUGGUUAUUGUGAUGAAGAGGACGAGCAGGUUGUUCCUGAUUGCCUGAUACUUUUUUUAAUAUAUAAAAAUCUAGGGGAUUGGUUUUACCAAAUGUUGAAACAUUCUGUGCUAAGAGAUUCAUGGCAGUCCUAUAUCGAUACUUCUGAAGUUAUGAUGCUGCUAUUUCUGCCUACCUAGUUACCCUAAAAAUUGUCUAAUGUAACAGUUCGAUCAAAAGAGCCCCUAAAUUUUCCCAUGAGGUUAAUCUCUAUUUGCACACAGAAGCAGACCCUCUAAUAUUUCACCGCGACAUCAAAGCAAGCAAUAUUUUACUGGACUCAAAGUUUGUCGCAAAAGUUGCUGAUUUUGGUCUCUCAUGGCUUGCUCCAGAGCCAGAAACAGAGGGUACCCCGGGUUAUCUUGGUCCGGAGUAUUUUCUUACUCAUAAGCUGACAGACAAAAGUGACGUGUACAGCCUUGGUGUUGUGUUUUUGGAAUUACAGACAGGGAUGCAGCCUAUUUCUCAUGGAAGAAAUAUUGUCAGAGGUUGUGGCGGCCAAUCAGUCUGGGAUGAUACUGUCGGUAGUUGUCUAGUUGACAACCGGAUGGGAUCGUGCCCGGCAAAAAGCGUGGAGAAGUUUGCUGCACUAGCACUGAGGUGUUGCCGAGGCGAGAGCGAGACAGACGCAAGGCCGUCCAUGGUGGAGGUGAUGAGGGAGCUGGAGGCGAUAUCGGAGGUGACGAUGGAGCCUAGCAACACAGCCACCCCAUCUGGGAUGGCUUCGUCAUCUGCAAAUGAUCAUCAUUGGUACAAUAUGUCGUCAUCCGAUGUGUCCGGCAGUAACCUUCUCACCGGUGUUGUGCCUAGCAUUAAUCCUCGCUGAACCGAUGUACGGUCACGUAUUAUCGUUCGUAGCGUAUACGUAUGCUUGACAUGUACAUUUUGUAUGUUUUGGACUGAAGAUUGAUGUUACAUCUUCUCUUGUGUGUUUAGAAAUUUAGGUGUUCUAGGUAGUAUUCUUUGUUUCUGCCCCCCUUCACUUCUAGGAUCAUGUAUAUACAACUUGCCUAAUGCCUGCUGCAUACACACACCUCGUUUUGAUAUAUUCUUCCGACUCAGGGUAUUAUUCUUGAACCGGGAAGAUCGAUAUAUGAUGGUCACCCUGUUUAGGGUUCCAAUCAUGUUUCUGUCUUGUAAGGAGAAAUGGACAGUGUGUUUCAGCCGGUCUGUUUCUCUGUCCAUAAGUUCCCGGCAGCCAAGGCUGGUGG